Cyclopterus lumpus (lumpfish) is the source of this 3817-nucleotide messenger RNA. It is a transcript of the gene dus1l, whose product is annotated as dihydrouridine synthase 1-like (S. cerevisiae). NCBI's taxonomy places the organism in Eukaryota, Metazoa, Chordata, Actinopteri, Perciformes, Cyclopteridae. Gene Ontology annotation, biological process: tRNA processing. The transcript is spliced from 14 exons. Gene Ontology annotation, molecular function: flavin adenine dinucleotide binding; tRNA dihydrouridine synthase activity. The record is from RefSeq and is a predicted model, not a curated record. Bases 121 to 1644 code for a protein of 507 amino acids.
CGGAAAAACGCCCUGAGUAAAGUUUCCCACCGGUCCUAUUUCGCCGUUGCACACAUUUGGAAACCGCUGCGCAAGGAAUACCCCACACAAAACCACAAUAUUACAGUGAAGUCGACUGCGAUGGCCAAGCUCCAGGGCUUCGAGUUCUGGAGGAAGACCCUGAAGGAGGCCCGCUUUGUGGUGGCACCCAUGGUGGACCAGAGCGAGUUGGCCUGGCGCCUGCUCAGCCGCCGGCAUGGCGCCCAGCUCUGCUACACCCCCAUGCUGCAUGCCCAGGUGUUUGUCCGCGAUGCCAACUACAGGCGGGAAAACCUCUACAAUGAGGUGUGUCAGGAGGACAGACCUCUCAUCACACAGUUUUGUGCCAACGACCCGGAGGUGUUCCUUCAGGCCGCCCUGCUGGCCCAGGACUACUGCGAUGCCAUCGACCUCAACCUAGGCUGUCCGCAGAUGAUCGCCAAGAGAGGGCACUACGGAGCUUUCCUCCAAGACGAGUGGGAGCUGUUGGAGAAAAUGGUCAGGUUGGCGCACGAAAAGCUUUCUGUUCCCAUUACGUGCAAGAUCCGCGUGUUCAAGGAGCUGGAGAGGACGGUCCGCUAUGCCCAGAUGCUGGAGAAAGCCGGGUGUCAGCUGAUUACGGUGCACGGCCGAACAAAAGACCAGAAAGGGGCCAUGACAGGCAUCGCUAACUGGGAGCACAUUAUGGCAGUACGGAAGGCAGUAAAUAUUCCAGUGUUUGCAAACGGCAACAUUCAGCACCUGAGUGAUGUGGAGCGCUGCAUUCAGGAGACGGGAGUGCAGGGAGUCAUGAGUGCAGAGGGGAACCUCCACAACCCGGCGCUGUUUGAAGAAUGCAGCCCACCCGUGUGGGAGAUGGCAGAGGAAUAUCUGGAGGUGGUGAAGCAGUAUCCCCCCUGCACUCUGUCCUUUGUACGAGCACACCUCUUCAAGCUCUGGCACCACACGCUGCAGAUCCACCAUGACCUGAGAGAGGAGCUGGCCAAGGUGAAGAACCUGGAGGGUUUGGCUGGUGUCAGCAAAAAGCUGAGGCUGCGCUGCCAGGAGGAGAUCACCAGAGGAAAGGAGAAGGAGAAGGAGGGCGGCCUGCCGUUUCCCCACUGGAUCUGCCAGCCGUAUGUCAGACCAGCGCCAAAGGAGCCAGACGGCAACAGCAAGGGCUCAGAGGUGCAGAAGACAAUGUGUCAGAAGAGGGCGCUCGAGGAUUUGGACGCAACGGCUGACACACUCUCGAAAAACAAGCAGAAGAAGAGAUCCCGAAACCCCAACAAGAACUUCAGUCCCGAGCAGAAACCCAAGUACAUCAAGUGUGAGCAGUGUGGGAACCCAAAGGGAAAUAAAUGUGUCUUCAACCUGUGUCGAGGCUGCUGUAAGAAGAAGGCCUUCAAGGAGGUGGCCGACUGCCCAAGCCACGGGUUGAGGUUCAAAACCAGGGCAGAGAAACAGAAAGCUGAGAAGAAUGCGAAGAAGGAGGAGGGGGAGGCGACAAAGGAUGGGGACGCAACGACGACUGAGGAGGGGGAGGCGACAGAGACGGAGAGAAGCUGCAGCAGCAGCUCUCCUCAGCCCCCCUCAGACCCAAGUAUAGAGCUGCAGGUGCAGUCCAAAACACCGCUGCCACUAUGAGCAGGACUGAGGUGGCCUUUACCAACCAUACUCUUGUUACUACAGCACUCGGCCGUCACAAGUCAAAGGGUCCCACAGUUUUCAGUUCAUUUUUCUAACGACUUGGACAAGUUAAUGCACUCGAAACAUUUUGAUGUCCAAAGUGACAUCAUGGUAUCGCAGUAAAUCACUGCUGCAAGGCUGCUGUGUGGACCUGCUUUGAUUGAUGCUAUUUCGAGGAUAAUUGAGGUAACGAUGUUGGUGUGUAUGUAGAGGUUAGCCAGUUAUUAGUCGGGACAUACAGAAUAGACCGCUGCUAAGCAACCUCGUAAGGAAGAGACUGUCUGUUUGGUUGGACACUGAUCAGCAGACCAAAACCGUAAAGUAACACAAACUUCUGACGUGACAGUUUGGAAGACCUUCUCAAUUCAAUCUGUCAUCCUUUUUAUUUUUAAGACAACAUUUUACUAGGCGUUCCAACGUCAUUUAGCCAAAUGUGUUACUGAGGCCACCUAAGUUAAUAAGUGAUUGCAUUUUCCUGCUCAUUAUUUAACCUUUUUUUUAAUUAUUCAGGUUGAAGUAAAGUUUGCCUGCAGUGCAUUGAUGUGUAUGUGCCUUUUAAGAUGGGAAGUACUGCUGCCUAUCCAGAUGUGAACUUAAGGAGGUCAAGGUGGUGCUCAGAGUCUGCACGGUCUAUUUAAAGGCACUACCUGUGUAAAUGUGCAUGCAUUCUUUUUUUUGUUUUUUUCUCCCCUGUAUAUUGGUGAAUUCUGUUAGUGUUUAGCCUAGCUUAGCACAAAUACUAGAAGCGAGUCUAGCUCUAUCAAAAGAGAUUUGUUGAUGAGCCUCCUGGGAAUAAGGUUUUCAAAAAGAAGUGUUUCGCUGACUUUGUUUUGUUUUUUUGAAUAUUGAAUGUCACAAAGUUGGUGAGAAAAUCAUCUUGAGGUAUUAUUAACUAAACACCGCUAAUCUCCAUCAUCAGGACAAGGUGUGUGUGAUUGGAUGUCAAUAAUCCGGUUUGGCGUAUAGAUGUUGGUGACAUCACGGUUUGUCGGUUAAGCCCCGCCUUCGUUAAACCAGCGAGAUGGGCGCAGACAAAAAUAGAAAAUGCAGGAAGGAACUAUUUUCAGAGCUUUUUACGAUGCAGUGGCUUACUUUUAUAAAACCACUUUUUAUGACGUGCUCCAACUGUCACUGUCUCCUGACAGUGUUACAUUAGUCAGAUACUCUGGUUCCUCUGCUCCUAAUGGCUUUUUAAAGCUUCCACCAGGCCUGAAGGAAAACAACCAAUCACAGGCAAGGAGUCUCUAAGGAAGCUGUCAAUCACUGCUCGUUUUCAAAACUGAAAACAGCGCUGAUCAAACAUGAAUUUGAGUUUUACAUGCAAGGCUGGGAUAUGUGGAUGCUAGUGGUUAGCACUAGCUCGGUGUAUGCAACAAUUAGCACAAGCGAUUCCCAGGUUAAUUAAAUGAAUACGCCUCCCAGAUAAUGAAGAUACUCUAUAACUAAGUGACUCAUUAGAAACUCUGCCAAUGGUUUGAAAUGGUACACACUGCCAGUCUCCCAAGUGGGCGCGGUCAAAGCAUUUUCUCCUCCCCUGUCCCUCCACCUUGUUUGGAAGAGUUGUGAACGUCAUUUUGAUUGAUAAAAGCCCACCAGCACUGAUCAAACAUGAAUCGAUUGUGAUACUUUAUUUACUGUAUCCUUCAAAUGUUUUUUAGAAACCUAUUUUAAUGUAAAAUGGGAAAGUAAGCUCCGGCCGGUGGGCAGCUGGCUGUUUUUCUUCGGGCAUGGUGGAAUCUUGCAAAUGCAAUAACUCAAAGGAGGCUGAGGAACCCACUUUUUUUUUUUUUACAGAAUAUCUGUCUUGUGAAUUGUGUUUGGGUUUGUUGGUAGCUGUUGAAGUGCAGAUACUCGGACACUUUGGUGUAGACGCCCGGGCGGUCUGUGCGACAACAAUCGCUGUAACUCAUUCUGCAGUAAAACGGCCCCUGUAACUAAUAUAUUGUUAUAUAUGGAUUGUGAUUACAUCCAUGCGUAAAUAGCAGUUUACUGUUGGCGGUUGUGGUGGAGCUACUUUUAACUACUAACUAAUAGUGCAAUCUUUCCAACCCUUAGGGCUCAAAUAUGGAGCCAAAUCCAGGCCAAUAGAUUUGAACCUGAAAAUUCAAGUUUUGGUCUUGAACUUUAGAAA